Messenger RNA from Peronospora matthiolae, 333 nucleotides. The record is from the annotation of a GenBank genome assembly. Lineage: Eukaryota; Oomycota; Peronosporomycetes; Peronosporales; Peronosporaceae.
AUGGACGCGCUCCAGGACAAGAAAGUCGACUUUUUCUCCAUGGACAAUAUGAAGAGCAACGAAAAAGCAGUCGAGUACGUGCACACGUCCAUGUGCGUCAUUGCUGGUUGCAUUGCAGGCAUCACGGGCAUGACCGGGCUGCAGGGGUUUCUCUUCCUCGCCAUCGCUUACGUGUUCACCGCCAUUGCGCUCUGGCUCUUUAAGCUCAACAUGGACGUCCACGUCUACUUCACCACGAGCACCUUUGCCUUCAUCUUUGCAGGUGUCAUGUCUCAGUCCCUGUCAUUCAUCCUCUUCUGGACGCUCUCGUACGGACUCGUGCAUAUUUAUUGA